UUUCUUUCUUCUCGGCGAGCGAGGAGCUUGUUGGGAUGGGGCGCGGCAAGAUCGAGAUCAAGAGGAUCGAGAACUCGUCCAACCGCCAGGUGACCUUCGCCAAGCGCCGGGCCGGGCUGGUGAAGAAGGCCCGCGAGAUCGGCGUGCUCUGCGACGCCGAGGUCGGCGUCGUCAUCUUCUCCAGCGCCGGCAAGCUCUACGACUUCUGGACGCCCAAGACCACGCUACCGAGGAUCUUGGAGAAGUACCAGACCAACUCCGGCAAGAUCCUGUGGGACGAGAAGCACAAGAGCAUCAGCGCAGAGAUCGACAGGGUGAAGAAGGAGAACGACAACAUGCAGAUCGAGCUCAGGCAUAUGAAAGGCGAGGAUGUGAACUCCCUGCAGCCCAAGGAACUGAUCGCCAUCGAGGAAGCUCUCACGAACGGCCAGACCAACCUCAGGGACAAGAUGAUGGACCACUGGAAGAUGCACAGGAGGAAUGAGAAGAUGCUGGAGGAGGAGCACAAGCUGCUGGCUCUGAGGAUGCACCAGCAGGACGACCUGAGCAGCGGCAUGAGGGAGAUGGAGCUCGGGUACCAUCAGGGUAGGGAUUUCACUUCCCAGAUGCCGUUCACCUUCCGGCUGCAGCCCAGCCACCCCAACUUGCAGGAAGACAAGUAGGCCACCGAAUCCUGCCACGGCCUGUGUCAACUGAAGCUCCUCUACCUGCAGGCCACAACUGCCAGCUUCAAUUUCCUUGUGCAACCUUAAAAAUGUAUCUUCCUUUUCAUGUCUGGCUUGAUGAACUUAACAGCGCUAGUUGGUUCCCAGCACAUAACUUUAACUAAGACAGUUCCUGUCCCUGUCAAGAUGCUUGUAUAAUUGCUGCCUAUCCUGGUUACAGUGUGGCUUGAAUGUUAGUGAUGA
Molecule: messenger RNA, 908 nt
Organism: Triticum dicoccoides
Lineage: Eukaryota; Viridiplantae; Streptophyta; Magnoliopsida; Poales; Poaceae
Product: MADS-box transcription factor 4-like
Exons: 7
Coding region: 36-662 (208 amino acids)
Biological process (GO): positive regulation of transcription by RNA polymerase II
Cellular component (GO): nucleus
Molecular function (GO): RNA polymerase II transcription regulatory region sequence-specific DNA binding; DNA-binding transcription factor activity; protein dimerization activity
Source: RefSeq, a predicted model, not a curated record